Molecule: messenger RNA, 699 nt
Organism: Mycena indigotica
Lineage: Eukaryota; Fungi; Basidiomycota; Agaricomycetes; Agaricales; Mycenaceae
Product: RPOL4c domain-containing protein
Exons: 4
Coding region: 1-699 (232 amino acids)
Biological process (GO): transcription initiation at RNA polymerase III promoter
Cellular component (GO): RNA polymerase III complex
Molecular function (GO): nucleotide binding
Source: RefSeq, a predicted model, not a curated record
AUGGCGCGUCACGCCCAGAAGUGGCGUGACGCGCCAGCGUUGAACAGUGGCGACGAGGUCAACAAGGCUUCCCAGUCGAUGGAGGCACGCGUCAUAAAUCCUCGGAGUGCACUACUUUCAAACUACGAAGUGUUGUCCCUUCUGCAAGAGCUUGAAGCCGAUCAUCUUGCAAGGACUAAGAUCGCGCAUCGCAUCAAGAAAGAGGAGGAGGCCGCUGGGACGGACGUCUCCGUCCCAAUAGGGGGUGGCAGGCCGUCAACUGCUGUCGAGACACUCGAAAACUUGCGAACAGUAUCAUUCGAGGCAAUAAAAUAUCUAUCUGCUGACCAUCAGUCAACAACCUCACAAACCCCUGAAGCUGUAACUGAACUCGUGAAAUCCCUUGAAUCGUAUGGGUUCACCAAGGCAGAGAAGCUUCAAAUCGUCAACCUGGCUCCUCAAGAACAGAUCGAAUUGUAUGUUAUUGUAGAGGAGCUUGAAGACCGCCUUUCUCAAGAGCAGAUGGUUGAAGUCGCAGAACACGUCAAGAAGUCCUUGGCAGCGGCUCCGUCGCUCUCCAUUGUGGCGCAGCCAUCACAUAAGCCGCUCAUUGUCAAGGCGGAUGAAAAUUGGGACGCGACUGACGAUGUAGACGAGGAGUUUGAUGACCAGGGUGAGGGCGCUGGUGUCGAAGGUGAUCUCGACAUGGAGGAGGAUUAG